AUUCGCGGCAGCAGACGGAAAAUUAGACACCCAGGGUUGGGCUCCUUAACCACGGUUAGAAACAUUGUUCCCGCGGGGUCUUUUCAAUACUAUUGCAGAGAAAAAGGAAAGUGUUCUGGUGCAGAGAUCUGAAGAUUUUCAAUUGCAAACCCUAAAUACUGCUGAAACACUUAGUAAAUCAGAUCGUGUUUUCAGAAGAAGUUAAAUUUUUAUUAGUUAUCAUGAGCAUUUAUUUUAGGGAGCUGCUAAAUUUGUUAAACAAUUUGAGGUUUCUAGGAUCACAGAAUUCCACAGUUUAAUUUCAUAAAUCUAUCAAAGUAUUUAUGCCAGUUGAAUCCGUGGCAGAAGAAGCAGUUAACUUUGCGUGAAGAUUUGAGUAUUUUUCUUCCUUGCCCUGCUAGAUAUUUUAGGGUUUUAAUUUUUUUAGAGCUCCUAAGAUGUCAGCAAGGGGGCGGGGAAGGCCGAGAAAGCUUCCAGAAAAGGAACAACUAGCAGAGAACGACGAUCUGAAAAUGGACGGAGCAAGGCCUCAAAAAGAUGAAAAUACAACGCUGAAGGAUUUUAUGGAAGAUGUAGAAAUAGUGAAAGGUAGAGCUAGGUCGCGUAAAAAUGAUAUUUUAGCUAAAUCCGUACAAAACUCGGCAAAGACUGAGGAUUCAGAAAAAAAUGGAGUUUUAGGCAAGUCUGUGCGAAACUCUGCAAAGUCAGAGGAUUCAGCGCAUAUUUCUGAAAAGGAGGCGCAGGAUAUUGUUAUUUUGAGUUCUACACUGCCCGAUUCGCAGAAGGAGCGAUGGCGCCUACGCAGCAUGUGGGAGUUGGCUGCCGUGUUAAAUUUUUUGCAUGUUUUUCGGCCAGUGUUGAAUAUAAGUUUGGAAUUUUCGGCUGAGGAGCUUGAGACUGCGCUUAUUACACCGAAUAAUAUACUCAGUCAAUUGCAUAUACAUUUGCUGAAGGGUAUACCACCUGUCAGCAGGACUGCAUUAGUAAAUGACACAUGGAUAACAGCAGUAUGCAAGAAACUUGCUGUUUGGUGGCCAUGGGUUGCGAAAGGUGAAGUACCACUUAUUAUAUGCCACGGGGAGGAGAUUGAGGCAUACAAACAGCUGGAUCCUGGCACCCGCCUGUUGAUUUUGAAGGCACUGUGUGAAAUUCGCCUAGAUCAAGAUGAUGUUUGGAAGUAUAUCGAUGAUUCUUUAAAACAUAGCACCCCACGUUCUGCUUUUAGCAAAUUGCGUAUGGGUGGAGAUUCACAUGGAAUAUCAUACUGGUAUGACGGUGAUGCCAUUAUUGGACAUCGGCUAUAUAGGGAGACUCAGAAAAUUGAAGUUAAACUCAAGCCGAAGGGGAAGGGUCGUUCAGCAGAACCAGUUGUGACAUGUCAGUGGGAAACUGUUGCAACUAGUUUUGAAGAAUUUCAGUCAUUAUCGGAAAAACUUUCUUCCAGUAGAAAUAAGUUGGAGGCAGGAAUUGGAAAGAAGAUUAAAAGUGAUAUUCUUCCUGUGCUUGAAGAACUUCAAAAGAAAAAGGAGCGCGCAUUAAAAAAGCAGCAAAGACAAGCUAUGCUUUUGGACAACUUUUUUGGUUCACAAGGGGAUGAUGGUGGUCGUUCUCGUCGUGACCGUAAGCCUGUUAAAUAUACUUUUGAUGAUUAUGACCGUUCUAUUGACGAGGCAAUACAAUUGACAAAAAAGAGUCGCCAAGUUCCAGACCCUGUUCUUAGAAGGACAGUUGAGAAUCCUCAAGGAAAUGGAAAUGGUAACAAUCCUGAAAAUGCGUUAUCUUCAGAGUCAAAAGAGAGGAGUGAAGAAUCAGAUGUUGUGCGUGUAUCUGGUCGUCUGACACGAAGCAAUCGGUUUAGACCAGUGGAAAAGAAGUUUGGGGACAAUGUGUCUGAUAAUGAUGUUGGCAAUGAAGAUGGAGAGGCAGUAUAUGAGGAUGGACACAUAAAUAAAAAGCACAGAAAUGGAUUGAGUUCAGAUGGUGAGGAAGGACAUAAAGAGGCCGAAGGUGAUGAGGAAUCUAAAGAUGAUGACACUGAUGAAGAGUCAAAAGAGGAUGAUGGGGAUGAAGAGUACAAAGAGGAUGAUGGGGAUGAAGAGUACAAAGAAGAUGAAGAAGAUUCAGAAGAUGAUGAGGAUGAGUUAAGCAUUGACAUUGAUUAUAGUCAGGACCGGAGAAGGCGUUCAAGCCGAAGAAAAACAAAAAGGAAAUCUCGUUAUGACGAGGAAGAAAGCAUUAGUGCUGAUUAUGAUGAUUCUGAUGAUGAUGAUGAUAGUGAAGAUCAAAGAAGGCGCUCAAGUAGAAGAAAGAGGAAGGGAAAACCUGCUGAUGAAGUCCAAUCAGGUUUGCGACGAAGCAAGAGAGCCACUCGUGUAGAUUAUAGAAAAUAUGAGAUAUCUAAUUCUGAGGAAGAGAAUUCUUUGGAGUCUGAGGAACAAGGAAAACCAAAUGGCAGAAAAUUAAGUGUAGAGUCAGAUAUAAGCAAUAGUGUUGAUUCCAAUGUUGAAAAUGAAAGCUCUCAUAAUGAGGUGUUGGUUCAAGUAAGAGAUGAAAAGCAGCCAAACACAGAAGAGAUCCAAUCACGUCCAGUUUUUACAGAAGAACCUGUGAUAAGGUCCUGGGAACAAUUUGGAGAGCAGUCUCUAGAUUUAAAGAAUCGGCACUUUAUUGAUCUGAAUGAGGCAGCUCCAUUCCCAGGCUUUGAUGAUUUUCCAGACAAUAGUAUGGCAAAACAGCUAGGACCAGAAGAUCCCAUAUAUGACCAAGUUAAACAGAGGGAAUGAUGACAAAUGCUGAUAUCUGUCUCACACAAACUACAGAAGUGGCCUGUUGUUGGGGACAUGUAUUUUCAUUUUUUAUAUUGUUUUAGAUUUUUCUUUUCCAACAUAGUAUUGGCCACUUUUACUUCAUACAGGAGUCCAAGUCAAUUCGAAACCUGAUAAUUUCUUAACUCAGGUGUACAGUACACUCAACUUGUCCAAGAGGCUCCCAAAGUUACUCCUGUGUGAAAUUUUUGCAGUGGGGUUAUGGCCUUCAUUCUAAUUGUAAUCUAUGUUUAGAAAAGGUAAAAUUUCUCGACCUUCUAUAAAUCCUGAUGGGGUAGGGGAAGUUGGAUUUGCUGAAUUUUAUAUAUUUUAAAUGUAAAAUCCCCUAUUAAUCUUAAGGUCCUCUGCAAUUUGUUGUAAAUUUUAAUCUUGAAACUUUCAAAUCAUAUUCAUUCUUCAGACGUAUUUGCUGCCUUUA
Cryptomeria japonica (Japanese cedar) is the source of this 3243-nucleotide messenger RNA. Its product is annotated as DDT domain-containing protein DDR4. Bases 438 to 2783 code for a protein of 781 amino acids. The transcript has 12 exons. NCBI's taxonomy places the organism in Eukaryota, Viridiplantae, Streptophyta, Pinopsida, Cupressales, Cupressaceae. Gene Ontology annotation, biological process: regulation of DNA-templated transcription. Gene Ontology annotation, cellular component: RSF complex. The record is from RefSeq and is a predicted model, not a curated record.